Messenger RNA from Physella acuta, 5044 nucleotides. RefSeq names its product ATPase family AAA domain-containing protein 5. Gene Ontology annotation, cellular component: nucleus. Gene Ontology annotation, molecular function: DNA binding; ATP hydrolysis activity; ATP binding. The record is from RefSeq and is a predicted model, not a curated record. NCBI's taxonomy places the organism in Eukaryota, Metazoa, Mollusca, Gastropoda, Physidae.
AACAAUAUUGUCAGUUAUCAAUAUUUUUUUGUUAUUAGUAGGCUACUAAUUUUCUCAAAAGUGUAUUCCUAGUACUUAAAUUAUAAGCCUUAAUUUAAUUCUACUCUAAUACAUGACUUAUCAAAAUGACUUCCAUUCAUAGUAACUACAAUACAGAGCCUGAAUCUUCUCUGUCUCAUACACCAAAGUCUACACAAGAAAAGAAAAGAAAAAGUAUGUCAUUGUCAAAUGGAAGGAGUGCCAAACUGAAUUCACCAGCGCCCGCCCCACAAAAGUCUUCAGACCCAGCUCCCCACCAAAUUGCUGAAUCUGUUUCUUAUGAAGAUUAUCUUCAGCAGCUAGCAUCAGGGGAUAAACCAGUGAACAAAUCAUCACAAAAAUCCAGCUCACACCAUAAGCUGGAACAAGCUAGCCUAAAACAGUUUCCCACAGCUGUAAGCCACAGCUCAACAUCUACAGGAAGUAUCACCAAUCACAUCAGUAACUCUAGUGUGGAGAAAGCCAAGAAAAUAAAUCAUUCAGUUGAGGAUAAUGCUGACAAAUCACAGAUGUCCUAUAAGGAGUUUCUCAACCUUUUCAAACCCCCUGGUAAACAGAAUGUAACAGAAGUAACCUCUGACCCUGAUGAAGCAGCCCCUGAUACCCAUGCUGCACCUGUCAAGUGCAAGUCUAUAACAUCAUAUUUCACCAAGACUGUCAACAGCCCAGUCCAGCCUAGCCAUCACAAAGCUUCUGCAACAAUGCUGGUGACUGCAGAGGUACACUCUGGUAAAAGGAAUGCUUGUAAAAGAUCUCACUCCCCUGACAAGCCCUCACCUGCAGCACACAAGUCAGAAGAGAAUGCUGAUGAUAUUAUCCUUCUUAGUACUGAGACAAUAGAAGAUGCUGAACCUAAGGGAAGUAACAUUCUGAAUUUCUUUUCUAAGAAAAGAAAAAUUGAGGAAGUUCCAAAAACCGAAUCCAAAUCUCAGAAAUUUAAAAAUAAAGAAGAUACUGCAAAAUGUGUCAAUCCAAAGAUUGAAUCUAUCAGUAAAUCUGUAGACCCUGGCUCAGUUUUUAAUUCUAAAGCAUUGACCUCAGAGGAUUUAUCUAAUGCAAUCACUGAGGGCUCUGCUGGAUCUCACUCUAAACACUCGCAGUCAACACUUUGUUUUGGCAAAAAGGGAUUGUCUUUGUCUAAAUCAGAACACAAGAAGGAUAUAAGUCUACAACUUCCUCCCCAAAAUGAUGGUUUUAGCAAGAAAAGUGGAGAUAUCAAGAAAUCUGAUGGGCAGGCCCAGACAACUGAAGGAAAAAUCAAGAAAUCUGAUGGGCAGGCCCAGACAUCUGAAGGACAAACCAAGAAAUCUGAUGGGCAGGCCCAGACAACUGAAGGAAAAACCAAGAAAUCUGAUGGGCAGGCCCAGACAUCUGAAGGACAAACCAAGAAAUCUGAUGGGCAGGCCCAGACAACUGAAGGAAAAACCAAGAAAUCUGAUGAUCACUGCAAGAAGUUGGGUGAAGCCAGUACUUUGUGUCACCAACCUAAUAGCAGUAGAGAGGUCCUAGGCCAGUCAAGCUCUUCUAAAAACACAUCUUCUAAUAGAAGGGAAAGUAAGAGAAACUUAAGGGUCAAAGGUCACUCAGACGAUUUAAGUUCGUCAUUGUCUACUGACACACCAGCUGUGGUCAGCACACCUGAGAGCACAGCUGACCUAGUCAACACACCUGAAUAUCCCACACUAAGACGCAGCUCUAGAAUAUCUCGCUCCGUCAAGUUUGUGGAGGUGGAAGAUGACGUCAUGGAAGUUGACAGUGACAGCAGCGAAGACACUGAUUUGUCUAAAAGCAGCAAGAGAAAGCCCACCAAAAAGACUACUGGUAAAUUAGCACCAAUUUUUACACUUGUAAAAACAAAAGAAGAUCAAAAGCCAGCUGUUCCCAAAGAGGAUCCUGAAACCUUGAGGAGACGGAGAGAAUUUUUAAUGAGUGGCAUACCAGAGGAGUUGAAGCGUCAAAUCACAAUAUCCACUAGUCAAACCAUUUCACUGGAUUAUCCCCCCUGGCCUGAAGUUAGCCAUGUCCAGCAGUUGCCGAGCACAUCCUGCCAUGUUCCAGCCAAUUUAAAUCUUAAAGAGAGAUUAGUAGGCAGUUCACUGGACACGGUCAAGUGGAACUCUUCUAGUUGGAGUUGCUUUAGGGUGAAAGAUUUUUCUGGCAACUUGGUUUCUCAGAACUUAUCCUUGUUGCCAGCCCUACAAGACAUGCAGGUGAAUCAAGUACUUCAACAUUUCCAGUUAUCAGAUCCUAAGUUUCCAUUUUCUCAAGUCUACAGCAACUUGCAGGCUAGGCUACUAAGCUGCAAUCUCAUAUCUGAGUCAACUGAGUUGGCUGAUCCUGAUGUGGUAAUUGUUGACGACAGCCCGUCCCCUGCUUCAACACCUGGUACAAAAACAUGGUCUGACCCUAAAGACUGUUUGUGGACUGAGCUGCAUCAACCAGAGAGCUCAGAGCAAAUCAUUGGCAAUGUUGCAGCUGUCAAACAGCUCAAGCACUGGCUGCUAGAGUGGAAGAAUCUCAUGCAAAGGGAAGCAAGGAAGGAGAACUCAACCAAGAUGAAGUCUAAAACUAAAGGAACAAGCACUUGGUCAGACAGUGAUUUCACAGACAGCGAGGACGAGGACUCAGCUCUCUGCAAUACUUUUCUCAUCACUGGACCACAUGGCUGUGGGAAAACAUCUUCAGUCUACGCUUUAGCUCAGGAGCUAGACUUUAAGGUGUUUGAGGUGAACUCAUCAUCCCUGCGUAGUGGCAAACAGCUCCUGUCACAGCUAGAGGAGGCCACGCAGUCACACAGAGUAGCUCAGAAUAAAGUUGCCACACCUGCGCCACAAGACAAUCUACCUACAGAAUCCUCAAAAAACAUGUCAAAGAAAUCUGAGAAAACAAAAUCCAAAUCAGCAGCAUCUAAAGCAUCUGGCUUUGCAAAUCUGUUCAGUUCUCACUCUAAGGUAGCAAAACCUAGUGAGAGUAAAGCACCGAAUGAAGGUAGCGCAAACAAAAAAUCUAAAGAUGGCAAAGUAACUAAACAUGAAAAUAAACUGUUUGAAAACAACAGAAAGAAAGAUUCAAAAAGCAAGUCCAAGGCUGAGAAGAAUGAGAGCUGUGUUGAUGUGAAACUUGUUGCUGGUGGCAGUACAUCAGGGUCACUCAAUCUUGCUUCAGCUUCUCUUAUUCUAUUUGAUGAGGUGGAUGUGGUGUUUGAAGAAGACAAAGGCUUCCUGUCAACAGUACAACACUUCAUGACAUCCACCAAGAUCCCCAUCAUCCUCACCUCCACCAACUCUGGCUUCAGUCAACAGCUGGCAGCCAGACAUGAGCACAUCAGUUACAGGCAGCCACCUCUGGUGUCAGCCACAAGCUUCCUGUGUACUGUGUGUCUAGCCCACGGUGUACGAGUGAGUCGCAGGUCAGUCUCCAACAUGUUGCAGCACAUGAAAGGUGAUGUCAGGCGCUGCUUGCUCUACUUGCAGUACUGGUGUGGCUCUGGUGGGGGCCGAGUCAAAGCACAAAAAUGUCUGAGCCCACCCCACCCCAGAGUGGUGCAGGAGACGUCACAGUGUGACACAACUGACACGCCAGAUGACAGGGACUCUGACACUGACUUUGUUUGUCUGAGGCCAGGCAGAAGGGCUGGCAGGAUGAUCUGUGAUGACGAGGACAGUGGAAAGUCAAACUCUUCUUGUUCUUCAAGUUCCAGUGGCACAAGUGCCAAAAAUGGUGUCAUUAUUGAUGGUGAGAGUGGGGUUCAAGUUCCAGAACUUCAUAAAGAGCUGGAAGAAACUAUGCUAGGGUUAGCCCCUGGUUGUAAAGUUUCCAUUCAUUCUGUGAUCAAACAUCUGAAGUCGUCCACUCUACAAAGCAGAGACUUGAAUGAGCUGCUGUACCUGUGUCAUGUACUGAGACAAGCUCUGCAGCUGGAUGUCACCUACCUGCUAGCUUUACAUUGUCUCCCCUUACCUAAGUCAGCUGUCCCAGUCACCAGUGGCACUUUGGUUACAACACAGUCAGUGGAGUCACAUGACUCUGCUCAGCCAAGGAAGAAAAUCAGAAAAAGGAUCAUUCAGGGUGACUGGUUUGAUAGUGAUGAUGAGGACGAUCCACCAAUUAAAUCAAGCAUGGGAGAUAACCCAGCAACCCUUGAUGGCUCUAUCAAAACAAACGUGGGGGAUAACCCAGCAGCCCUUGACACUCAUGUUAAAUUCUCAUCAGAUGCAAACAGUUGCAUCUCUAGAGAUAAUUCUGGUUUUAAAAGUUCUGUUGAAAUGGAAGCUACAAAUGUUCAGCAAGUAGAAGACUCCACUAAAUCAGAAUGGAAUAAAGUCUGUAACAGUGCAACCAUUUCUGUGCUAACUGAGAUGGCCAGGUACUAUGAUACCACCUCAUAUGUUGACUGUCUAGAAACGUUUACAUUGGCAACUUCAGAUAGAAGUAAAGGACUGAGUCCAGGGAUGGAUGAUGAGGAACAGACUGGCCCUGAUGAGGUGUGUGGUGAGUGGUCCUGGCAGCUAGCUGGUACAGCCAGAAUCCUUGGCUGCUGGAGACUGGGCUAUAGCUGCAGGGGACACUGGGACAGGUGUGUGAGAGAUGGCACAAAGCUAAGUGGCUGCCAGACUAGUGGGUCUACAGAAUGUCAAGAUUGGAAAACUUCUUUAGAGUUGCCAGUUGGGGAAAAGAUACCAGAAAUCUGGAAGGCACACACCAGAUCACAAGAGACUGCUGUAAGGAGGAUGUGCAAAACAUCUGAGCCCAUCAUGUUAGGAUCUAACCCAGCACUUUACACAGAUUAUCUGCCCACUCUCAGGGCCAUCUGUCAUGCUGAAGAUCUUAAGGACAAGAGACGCAGAAGAACCUGCAGGAAGUCCAGUGCUGGUGAUUGGAGCAGCAGGUAUCACCACUGGAAUGUUGACCAGGUUAGCACCUACCUCUGAUGUUCUACACCAGACAUCCAAGAUUUCAAACAUUCUAUUCAUACUAUUAUUAUAUUCAUAUAUUUAAGCACAUG